Messenger RNA from Trichogramma pretiosum, 5468 nucleotides. RefSeq names its product pyroglutamyl-peptidase 1. Gene Ontology annotation, biological process: proteolysis. The transcript is spliced from 2 exons. The record is from RefSeq and is a predicted model, not a curated record. NCBI's taxonomy places the organism in Eukaryota, Metazoa, Arthropoda, Insecta, Hymenoptera, Trichogrammatidae. Bases 4854 to 5468 code for a protein of 204 amino acids. Gene Ontology annotation, molecular function: pyroglutamyl-peptidase activity. Gene Ontology annotation, cellular component: cytosol.
CUCCCCCCGAUGUGUUAAAUUAAUUACAGCGCGGUACGCGCAUAGAACCAUACGAGUACGUGUACGCGUGUACGUGCUUAAGUAUAUGUGCGCGCGUAUUCGUGUGCGGCGCGUACCGCGCAAUAUGUAUAUAUAUAUUAUUACAUAUGAUAUGUAUACACAUUAGUUUUUUAAAGUUUAAAUGUGGGUAGCAGAUUUUAAACGGAAAAACAAAAGUAAAAAAACGCAUAGAGAUGCUGAUAUAUAUAUAAUAUAAAUGAAUAACAGAAAAGAAUUAUGCUCUUUUUUCUUCUAUUGUAAAUCUGCGCUACAUACAGAGGCGACAGACAAUGAAGCUGAUGGGUAAUGUUGGGAUGUUUUGUGCGUUUGUUUGUUUGUUUCCUCUUUUAGUUCGAUUAAUUUGAUCAUCGAAAAUUCGUCCAUAAAAAAAUGAAUAUUAUCAUCUGGCGAUAUAAAGUAUUGCUGUUAAGUUCUGUUUGGUUUAUUUCUUUUAUAUGCUUCAAAAGUAUCAAUUAUUAUUCGUUAAAAAUCGCUGAUUCCUGUUUUUGAAUUAAAAAUUCUCAGAAAUAACGGAGGAGACGAAAUUAAUGAGUUGUGUAAAUGAAAAUAAAACGUAUAAACGGAACUCAAUUUUUUAUAUAAUGUUGCUUAGUCUUUCAUAUAUUAUCUUAAGCAUAGUUGAUGAAGAGAUCUUUGAAAAUAAAACAGCUAAUCGUCGUAAUAAAGAGUGCGCAUGAAAAAAUUUUAAAAAUGAGUUUCAAAAUAGUUCAGCAAGCUUCGGACGUUUUACUCCUUGCAAUAAAAUCUUUGAUGUAAUCUCGAUUGGCUGUGAAACAUUAAAAAAAUGUACGAAUAUUUAUAUUGUUAAGUUUGCACAUGAAAAUAAAUCUCGCGUUUUCAAAAGUCAACCAAUCCAAUAAACCAGAAAUAGUAAAACGUCCGAAUCUGAUUAUAUUUGCAUCUCAAUUUUGAUUAAAAGAAUUUUUUGUUAGUCAAUAAGUACUUGGCUUGAUUUGUCACAGUGGGUCUUAAAAGAUUGUACAUGAAGCAUCGAUUAUAAAAAGAAGUUUAAAGAUACAUCUAUUAUUAUUAAAAUAAAAUGUCGUUCGUAACAAAAAAAGGAAACAAAAGGGAGAGAAUGUUAGUUGAUUAUUACAGAUAGUGUCAGAUGUUCAAAAAUCUUGGCGAUAGUUCUUUAUUUUGGCACGCGAUUCACGAUGAUGGAUUUUCAAGCACAAAUAAUUUAAGAUUAUUGAAAUAAAAUAGCUAUCAAUUAUUUUCUUACAUGUGGAUUCGAAUCAACAGUAUUGCUUUGCAAAAAAUUGUAUCGUACUUCUUACAUUUACGAAGUGAUAGUAAAGAAUGUUAAGUUUUUUUUAAAAGUAAGUUUGUAAGUGCGCUUCGAUUUGAUGAAAUCGCCGAAAAAAAGGAUAAAUACACGUGAAUCCGUGCUUGAUUUUUACGAUCUUCAAUACCAUUUAAAAUUGAAAACCAAGCUGAUGCCAAUGACCAAUUCUUUUCUUAAGAUUGAACUAUCGUUAUAAUUAUUUUGAGAAAGUAUAAGUACGAAAUUUGAUUAUUACCUAAUUCCUCGUUGUAUCGAAAACCGUCGUUUUUUGAAAGCAAUGGUUUGCAUUCUAGUAUAAUUACUAUGAAUAUGCGAGAAAAAAAUACAUGAAAGAAAAAUAUUAAAUAAAAGUGCUUUAAGAGGGCAAACGAUUCUCCAGAUAGGACAAAUCGAGAUGAAUUUGUGUUCUCAGAUCUCACGCAUUAAUAUAUGUACGAGAAUAUUAGAUAAUACAUACUAACAGCAUAGCGCUGUAAAUAAUUUUUAAUUUAGCUGUUAUGUAUUUAUUAAUGAAAUCGUGUGCGUACGAAUUUGUUUGUUACGAAUCAGUACGAGCGAUGUAUUUGAUAAUAAUUUCGAUUGUCUAACUUUAUGGAAAACAAUAGAUUUAUGUAAUAGUUUUUAAUUAUAUAAAUUAUUUUUUGUUUUAUUUUUUUUCUACAUUGUUUUAUUUUUUUCCCCCUUCGUGUACGAUAAAAGAAGCUACAUUGUUGAAAAAAAUCAGUAGAGUAAAAAAUCAUUGUUCUUCUCUCUUUCAUAUAGCCACAAUAUUAUUGUAGCCAUCGAUUUCUCAAAUGCAAUAACUGUGUGUAAAAAAAUGUCAAAAAAAGUUAAAGCAUUGUUGUAGCCUGUAGAGUAAUGUGGAUAUAUACAAAAAUGGAGAAAUGACUCCCUUUAUAUAUAAAUAUUAUAUAUAUACUAAUGAUAAGAGGUAACAUUUCAUUAUAGAGACGUGACAUAGCUCCAAUAUUAAAGCAAGUUUUGAACUUGAAAAAUGAUAUUUUUUUUAACAAAAAAAUUGUACUUUUAAGAUUCUUAAAGAAUCGCUUUUAACGAGUUAUCAUUCAUAAAAAAAUUAACACGCACACUUCCGACACAAUUACUUUCAAACCGAUAUAUACCAUCGAGUUGUCCGUUAUCAAAAUUAUCCGAAUAUGCUUGUGUGAUUUGGUUGUGUCGCUUUUAAAGAAUCAUUGAAUCGCACCUGCCUACUCGUUUGUAAAGAGAUACACAAAUUUUCAACCAGAUUCUGAAAUUCAGCAACUUCCAUUGUAAAAAAUAAGCACCAAAACUAAGAACAGAAUUUCGACCAAAUUAUUGUUUACCUGUGUUCAUUAAAGAAAAAAAUAAGUGGAUUAAUCAAAAUUAUUAAUACAAUUGUAAUUAUUAAACAUUUUAACAAGUGAUCGAUAUAAACACGUUAUAAUCACCCAUCGGCCAUUAUGAUUUUUUUCAAUAAUAAAAGUACUUAUAAACGACGAGCAAAAUAUUUACAUAAUAUAAUAAACUGAAGUAAAGGGAAAAAAGUAUGGUUGUAAAUGUAAAACUUUUGAAUUUGAUUAAUUGUAGAAUCAUGUUUGUCGCGAGGUUGCUCGAUGUGUAUAAUUAGGCGAUACAUGUUAUUAAUUGCGAUUCUAAAAGAUGAGGAUAAAAAAAUAAUAAUAUUUAAUAAUAAUAUAAAGAUGUCUGUGAUGCGUGUUUGCGAUUAAAAAAACAACAAAAAAUCCAUUACUAAUUUUGAUUAUGCCCUAAAGCAGAACCAACAUGAUUUCUUACCAAAAAAAAAACAUUCAACACUUGUAGAAAGUUUUAAAGGAUUCCUUGUUGGAAUCCGUUAUAACGCAUAUAAAUAAUAUAUAUGAUUUAAACAUAUCAUUUGUUUUUCGAUUUGGCUGACAUUCUUUAUUGUUUUCCACUUAUAUAAAUAUAUUACAAUACUUUUUUAUUAUUGAGUUAAAAAAAUAAAUAAAUACUUUAUUAAAAAAAAAGUUCAAUAUAAAUAUAUAUUAUAUUGAAUAUAAAUUUAUAAUUCAUUGCAUUCGAUUAUUGCAUUCCUUGAUCCAACACCAACACACAUACACACACACACACACAUCACUGGCAAACACAUAAAAACACGCACUUGUGAUUACCGCGGUGGGAGGUGCAAGAAAUGUCAUAUUUUCGUACGACACACAAAAAAAUACAAUCUCUCACAAGUAAAUCUUUUCGAUCGUCAAUUUCAUUUCAUCGAGACUCCAUUUCUUUUGCAACUUACAAAAAAAGCAACAACAAUUUCUAGCUGAAGCGAAUCUACCCGUUAAUGUUAAGGAUAAAAAUUUAUUUUUUAAUAACGAUGAAAAAAAAAAUACAACAAAAAGUCCUCAAUGAAGAUAAAAACGAACGAUAUUACACAUAAGUAUACCGCACUGUGGAGCUCGAGAGAAAAGUCAUACAUGUAAAAAUUGAAUAAAAAACAAACAAAUAUUAUAGGCAAAAUCAAGGCAGACAGUCCCGACGGAGAUUGAUGUAUUCGAUGCACGAGUAAAGUCGCUGAGCAUAUAAGAUAAUUGUGUGGGAAUAACGAUAAAUAUACAUAAUAAUAAAAUUUAAUUGCAUGGAAAACAGAACAAGUAUAUGAACUUCAAUAAAAUAGACGUCGAUAAUCAAUGUUUUUUCUGUAGAAUAUAUAACAACACCCCACGGUCGAAGCAUUGUCGCAUAAUUUAAUGCAAUCAGCCAUGGCAAUUGUAAUAUUGGAUUUUAACUGUAAUAUAUCCAUGUAAACGAAAUUAUUGAUUUCAAAUAUUUACCUAGCAUAAAAGUAAAUCCAGUUAAUGAUAGAUACAAAAAAAAUAUAUUAUAUAUAAAUAUAUAUGAAAAAUAUAUAAAUGAGAUGAAAUUUUUGGUACAAUAAAACUUAACAAACAAUAAUCCAUUGCUGUUUUGACUAUAUAUCAUUCAAAUUCAUUUUUUUAUGCUUCAGAAAUAAAAAUUGAUUUUUCAUUUUUUUUCAUUUUUGUCUCAUAUAACGCUUCGACUGUGUAUUUUCUGCGAAUAUUAUUAUUUUCUGCAUUUUUAUCGAAAAAAAUCACGCGUACGUAGAUAACGAACGUUGAUUGCAAUGCACCUUUUUUUUUAUCUGGGAUCACUUGUGGAGGAGGGGCUAACCUUGGGUUUGUGUGUUUGUGUCUGUGUGUACCGUGUACCAUCCAUGUAUACUUGAGUACUACACUGCUCAGUACUUCUAUUUAUUUUCAUAUCUGCCGACUGCUGAGAGAUUGUGUGCGACGCGUUGGAAUCUACACUACUUUGCACUUAUCAAUUUGUGCGAAAAUUUCAAUAAAAAAUCAAUUUCUCGAUGAAAGUCAUUGUUUUAGACUUAAUUCUUUUAUAAAUUUCGUAAAUAAUUACAAUUUCAUUCAGUCUUUUUAUUUUCUUACUCAUAUUGGAAGUAUUGGUGGAAAAAUUGUACUGUUGAAUUUUUAAGAAAAAAAUUAUACAACAACAAUCCAUUCAUAAAAAUAUGGAAACAAAACCAAAGGAAACAGUAUUAGUGACUGGAUUCGGUCUGUUUAGAGAUUAUGACGUUAAUGCAAGUUGGGAAGCAGUAAAAUUAUUACCAGAAUUAUUUUCUAAAUCUGAAAUUUCAUCAGAAAUCAACUUGGUUAUUGAGGAAAUACCUGUUGCAUAUCAAACUGUUGACAAAAAAGUUGAAGAGUUAUAUAAAAAACAUAAACCAUCUGUAAUUUUACAUGUGGGUGUAUCAAAUAUGGCAACUUGUUUGACAGUUGAGUGUCAAGCAAACAGUAAAGGCUAUAAUCAUCCGGAUAUAUACAAUGAGUAUCCAAAUGAAUGUGCGGAUCAUAAAAUUUUAAAAACCAAAUGUGACCCUCAUAAAAUUUGUGAAAUUGUUAACAAAAAUUCAACAGAAACAAAUUGCACAGCAUGUACUUCAACCCGAGCAGGCAGAUACUUAUGCGAGUACAUUUACUACAAGUCACUCGAAUUAGAGGAACCUCUCGUUUUGUUUGUUCAUGUUCCAGAACUGAGUAUAUAUUCCAGUGAAAAAACUGCACAAGGAUUACUUGAUGUCCUUAUUCAUUUAAUUGAAUGUGCAAGGUCUCAAAAGAAAGAAUAA